GCUCCGUGCUCGGGCACGUGCCUGGCGCGGUCCGGAUCCUCGCGCUCCGCUCCGGGACUUCCAGGUCUGCUGACAGAGCCGCUUCACCAGAGCAGUCCCCCAACUGAUCCCUCCGCGGGGUCAGACACACUUUUUACACAACACAAACAAAUAUUCCCGGUGCCCGCGUGGAGGCUUGCACACCGGCACUUUUCACAGGCCGAUCCUCGGUACACGCCGCCCGUGUCUGGGUCUGACGGGAGCGUGCGGCCCGGCGAGGCGGGACGUGUUUUGCGGGACCUACUUCCUCUGCUGGCACUGACAGGCGGUGGUUCGGUUGCUCCCAAACAUGGCCUCCGUGACGGAGCGACCGCUUCAACUUUAAUUUUUCGCCAGUUUUCGGAGUAAAAACCGCGCUUUUCCCUCCGUGCUCCGCCGGGAAUGUUCCGCCGGAGACCCGGCCGUGCCAGGCGUGUCAAACGGAGGCUGAGGUUGGCAGAAGUUCGCUGCUGGCUUUGAAGUCGUCGCUCUAAGUUGGCUGAAAGCUGGAGAGGAAAAAGAGAAUUGCAUCGAAUCAAAUGCCAUCUGAGGCUCAGCCUCAGGAGCCUCGGGACAGAGGGCCACCCCCUCCCGUCACUCGGGCUGGCCGCAGCGCUCAGCUGGCCAAAGCCACUGCUUCUAGCCCCGCCCCUGAGAGGCGGCCCCGUGGGCGACCGAGGAAAGAUGGGAGCAGCGGGCGCUCUGGACCUGCUGCCCCGCCUCCUCCUCCACCACCUCCUCCCCCUCCGCCCCCCAAAUCAAGAAAGAAGGGGCGGAGCCGAGGACGAGCUCAGGUAGAGGAUGAAGAGAGCAUGGAUGCCACAGAGACGAAGCCCCUCCAGAAGACAGAGGUGAAGGCUCAGACCACACGGCGGCAGCGCUCCACCUCCAGGAGAAAAUCCAAAACAAGCUCUGAACCUGCCCAGGACGAGCCCAGUCCAGAUCCUGAUCCUGAUCCUGACCCGGAUCCAGGACCGGUGCCCCCCGACCCUGAGCUGGCUCCCAGUGCUGAGGAGGGGGAGGUGGAGGACAGACUCCACUCAGAGGCUCCGCCCCUAGCCUCUAGCCCUCUUCUCCCCCCCUCCAGCCCUCCAUCCCAAUCCCAUCAUCUUGAUCCUGUUCCUGAUCCUGAUCCUGUGGAGGAAGACCAGCCCAGUCCGAGUCACAGCCCCACCCCUAUGGAUGUGGACUGCAGCCUGGUUCCCAUAGAAGUAGAGGAGGACGGGGCCGGCCCCGUGGAGCAGAGUCCGGCCGUCAGUCCCCGCUCCAGUCCUCCAGUGUCCCCCUGUCUGCGGUUGGAGGACGAGGACUCGCUGUCCCCGCUGUUCCAGCGGUCUCUGUCGGAGGACUCCGGGGGCUCGCCCACCCCCAGCCUGGGACACACCAAAAAAAGGCUGAAGCAGUGUGCCUUCUGUUACCACGGCGACGAGCCUCCUCUGGGCCAGGGCCGGCUGGUGGUGUUCGGCCCGACGCCCGGCUACAUCCCGCUCCACAUCCUCAAUCGCCGCGCCUCCUCUGACCGAGACAACGACUGCCACGACCACUGCUACCGCGGCAGCCAAGCCCCGGCCACGUGCUGCAGUCCAGAACAGUGUGAGUCUUCCUCAGAGUUCCUUAAGCAGCUUGGACCCAUCGGCCUUCCUCAUGACAUCAACGUCCAAUCACUGUUUGACCCCACAGGUCAGUGCUGUGCUCACCUGCAGUGUGCCACUUGGUCAGAGGGGGUGUGUCGAGGCGAGGGACAAUCACUGCUCUACGUGGACAAAGCCAUCGACACAGGAAGCACACAGGUGUGCGCGUUCUGCCGGCAGCUCGGAGCUUCGCUGCGUUGUCAGGAGAUGGACUGUGGGCGGUGCUACCACUUCCCCUGCGCUGCUGCUGCCGGAGCCCACCUGGACUGGAACCAGAGGCGCACACUGUGUACAAGGCACGCACAUGCAGGGUCCUCGCCACCCUGUGCUCUGUGCUCUGGCGGCGGUGAGCUUGGCAGCCUGUUAAUGUGCUGUUGUUGUGGUAACCGUUACCAUGGCAGCUGCGUGGACCCCUCUGUGGCCCCCUCCCCUUUCUGCCGGGCCGGCUGGCAGUGUCCUCAGUGUCGCGUGUGUCAGAGCUGCAGGCUGCAAGGCGAUGAAGCUGCGUUAUUGGUGUGUCAGCGCUGCGAUAAAGCCUACCACACACACUGUCUCACACCACCUCUGGAUCACACGCCGAGCACCGGCUGGAGCUGCAAGAACUGCAGAGUCUGCUGCCGCUGUGGUGUCAGGUCAUCAGGCCAGUGGGCCAAUCACCUGUUUCUGUGCGAGUCGUGUGACCCAGCAUUGCCCUGCCUUCUCUGUGGCCACACCCCCGACCUCUACACACCACAGGAGUGCGUGACCUGUGUCUGCUGCUAUAGGUUUGUCCAUGCAGACUGCAGCAUCCAGGCCGGGGAGGGCAAGGUGGGGUCCAAAGUGUACAUCUGCUCCACGUGCAGACCUCAACAGGAGGAGCCAAACCCACACAGUCCCACAUUGGCAUCAGCUGCCGCCCUUAGCCCCUCACAGACUCCACCCAGUAGCAUUCCACAGCCGUCGGUCUCAACGUGCACAGAGGCUCCACCGGCCAGUCCUGUUGGUCAACUCGUCCCUGAGGAGCCGCCACAGAGAACAACAAAGUCCCUCAGUGCACCAUCACCACCAAGUCUUACGUCAUCUCACACCGACUCCCAGGAGCUCCUGAAUAAUCCACUGUCAGUUCUUCCUCAGUCUACAGGGCUCCAACAGAGUUCUACAACAUCUCACCCUGAAGCCAGUGAACCCCAACAGAGUCCUCUAUCGUCUCAUUCUGAGGGUAUGGAGACACAACAGAGUUCUCUGCCAGUUCUCCCUGAGUCCACAGAACUCCAAGGAAGUUCUGUAUCAUCUCAGCCUGAAGCCACGCUUCAACAGAGUCCUCCACCAACUCUCCCAAAGUCCACAGAACUCCAAGAAAGUCUUUUAUGUCACCCGGUUUCUGCCAAACUCCUAGAAACUCCCAAAGUUCUCCCACAAAGUGGAUGGAGCAUGGAGUUGGAACAAAGCCCUUCACAAUGUCAAACUGAUCCCACAGAGCUCCAACAAAGUCCUCCACCAUCUCACCCGUAUCCUGUGGCAGUCCAGCAAAGUUCCUCACUAGCUCUUACAGAGCUCCCUCCUUCUGCUGAACUCCUUCUGAAGAGUUCUUUACCAUCUAGCCCUGUUCUCAAGGACCUCCAGCAAAGUCCUGCAUCAUCUCCCAUGGAGCUCCAACAAAGUUCCUCGCCUACUCCUGUAGAACACCAACAAUUUUCUGCACCGUCUCCCAAAGAACUCCCAGACAGUCCUACACCAUCUCACCCUCUUUCCACAGAGCUGCAGCAAAGCCCUCCACCAUCUCCCAAAGAGCUCCAAGAUCCUGCACCAUCAUGGCCUGAUUCCACAGAGCUCCAGCAAAAUCCUCCACCAUCUCCCACAGAGCUCCAACAAAAUCCUCCACCAUCUCCCACAGAGCUCCACCAAAAUCCUCCACCAUCUCCCACAGAGCUCCACCAAAAUCCUCCACCAUCUCCCACAGAGCUCCAGCAAAAUCCUCCACCAUCUCCCACAGAGCUCCACCAAAAUCCUCCACCAUCUCCCACAGAGCUCCAACAAAAUCUUCCACCAUCUCCCACAGAGCUCCAGCAAAAUCCUCCACCAUCUCCCACAGAGCUCCACCAAAAUCCUCCACCAUCUCCCACAGAGCUCCAGCAAAAUCCUCCACCAUCUCCCACAGAGCUCCAGCAAAAUCCUCCACCAUCUCCCACAGAGCUCCACCAAAAUCCUCCACCAUCUCCCACAGAGCUCCACCAAAAUCCUCCACCAUCUCCCACAGAGCUCCAACAAAAUCUUCCACCAUCUCCCACAGAGCUCCAGCAAAAUCCUCCACCAUCUCCCACAGAGCUCCACCAAAAUCCUCCACCAUCUCCCACAGAGCUCCACCAAAAUCCUCCACCAUCUCCCACAGAGCUCCAGCAAAAUCCUCCACCAUCUCCCACAGAGCUCCACCAAAAUCCUCCACCAUCUCCCACAGAGCUCCACCAAAAUCCUCCACCAUCUCCCACAGAGCUCCCACCUCAGCCUAUUUCCACGGAGCUUCAACCAAAAUCCUUACAAACGCUUGAACUCCGAAGUCCUGCACCAUCUGAAAAUGCAGAGCUUCAACAAGGUCAUCCAUCAUCUCCCAUAGAACAAAGUUCCUCAUCACCUUCAGCAGAGCUCCAGCACAUUCUUGUUCUGUCUCACACUGAUUCCACAGAGCUCCCACAGAAUGCACCAUUUCCCAAAGAUCUCCUGUCAAGUCCUGCACAAUCUCACACUGAACCCCCACAAAGUCCUCAACCAUCUGUCACGGAGCUCCCACAGAGUGCUGUAAUUUCCCAUCCUGAUCCCAUGGAGCCCCAACAAAACGUUGUACCUUUGACUGCACCUUCUGUCAUAGAACUCGAGCCAUCUCCCUCUUGUCACACAGCAUCCCAUCGUAAUCAAGAAGAGCUCCAUCCUGAUGUGGCAGAGUUUAGAAUAAGCUCCUCACCGUCUUGCCCUGAUCUUGCAGAGGCCCAUGAAAGUUACUCAGCAUCCCACUUGGAUUCCACAGAUGACCAGAAAAGCUGGACCCCGUUACACCUUCAGCAGAGUCCUGCACAGUCUCACUCUAAUCUGGCAGAACUUGAGGAAAGUACUGAGCAGAAUUCCACAGAGGAUCAGUUCAUGGACACAGAAUCUCAGCAGAGUCCAGUACAGGGUGGUCCCAUGGCUUGUACCCUUGCACAUUUUCUACACAGCCCUUCACCUCACAGUCCUAUCAAAUCAGGGCUGACUCCUCCCAGGGUGGAGCUGGGGACAGAGCAGGCUCGGCGCAGCCUUCCACCAGACAGUCCUGCACAGGACAAUGCUAUGCAGCUCAGUGGAUCACAUAGUCCCAGCCUCACAGCCUCACAGCCUCAGCACAGUGCUCUACAAACGGACUGUAGUCCUGUGCAAGCUGGCAUGAGGAACCCCUCACAGGACACUGAAUCUACACUGGACCAGGAGAGCCCUGGAUUGAGCAGCCCUACUCUGCAGUAUGGGGCUGCACAGGACACGUCUACACUGGACCAGGACCUCUCAUCGGCAGCAAGAUACGCCUCAGCUCCAUGUAGCCCAUCGUCACCACCACUCAGACCUAAACGGUGCAGUCUGUCCCAACCUGCCAGCCCUGCUCAGGCUCUCCGGUCUUCACAGCUUAGCUUACAUACUUUAGAACUUGCUGCACAUUCAACACUCACACAGGAGUCCACCCAUGCCACACAACCUGACUCCUUGAAACAAUGCCCUUCUAGCCCUGAUGGCCAAACACUGGAAAAUAACCCUCCUCCCCUUAACCACACCUCUAGCCUGGCCACAGUGCCCCCUGAAAGUAGCACGCUCAGUCCCGAUCAUUCCAGUCCCCCUCAUGUCCUAGAUUUCCAGACACCAGAAAGCCUUUUUCACAUUAGCACUUCAGCCAAACACAGUAGCCUAGCUUGCUCACCUUGUGCCGGUGAAAUGGAGGAAGCUCCUCCCCCAGCUAGCCUAAUUCAUCAGAAUCUUCACAACACCCCAUCGCUCUGCAUGGAAGUUGUUGAAGGAGCUAGCCCCACACAUAACCAGGCCAGCUCAGCUUGUGCCAGCCCCACUCGUGCUUACCAGAUGCCUACAAGCCCAACCAUGUGUCUUGAAGGCCACCCUAGCCCUGUGCCAGGGGAGAGUAGCCCAUCAGCAGUGCUGGCUGAACCCAUCCACCUUGCCUCCUGUCAGGAUGAGGAGAUGGAGGUAGCUACCAUCCAGCCAAGUGAUGGUGUUCAGUCAGAACCUAGUCCCAGUCAACCAGACAGUCCUCAGCCUGACCCUGCUUACUCAGAAGUCACCGGUGGCAUUGUUUUGUCAGGUCAUGAGCAUGCUCAGGAGACAGAAAGUCCACCUGGUCAGUCAAGUCGGCCACAUAUCCAGAUUUCCUUCAGUACUUCACACCUGGCUGCAGUACAGCCGUCAAGCCCUCCACCAGCUUCUGGUAGUUCAAGUCCUCCACACUGUACACUGAGUGAUACCGGCCCAGAGAGGAGUCCUGUUCGUGCUGAAACAUAUCCCUGUUCUGCUAGUGUAGCUGAUGUCCACACCAGUCAUAGCCCAGUUAGUCCUGCUGGUCAGGCUAGUCCUGCUCAUGUAGUAGUAGCUCACUCAGGCCCAGUGCAGAUACAAACUUCCUCAUUAGCUAGCACAACUCAUAGCAGCCCUGCACAUGCUGCUUUUGCCAGUGUUAGCCCACCUCACAGUCUGGCUCCUGACACUGAAAGUAGUACUGGCCUUACUGAGGCAUCACUGAGCCCCACUAGUCCUGAUGUGGACACAGUUGCUCUUUCCAGUGGGGCUCAGCCUGAUAUGGGUGCUGAUAAACCUGCAGACUGUAUCAGACAAACAAGUCCUGCUGCCUCUGUACCCGACGACUCUGCUGCUGUUAGCCCCAGCCAGAUUAGUCAGAACCAAGUCAGCCAGUCCCCAGCUGGUACUGCAGUGGUCCCCAAAGAAAACCACCAGUGCACUGCCUCACCAAGCCCCCUCAUCCCCACUGAUGCUACUUACACUCAGGCCAGUCUGAGUCCUGCUAGCCCUGUCCAUGCUAGUCCCACUCAGGAUAACACUGCGAUGCCUAGCUCAACCUCUCCCAAUGAGGCACCUCUUAGUCCCACAUGCCCCGCCCCCUCACAGAUUAGCCCUUCUCAAACAGUCUCUUUUGACACUCUGCAGGUUCAGCGUAGUCCCUUACACAGCCCAGGUCAAAGUUCUACAGGUGUUCAUAUGGAUCCAGGUUUUAAACAGAUCACCACAAGUCCAGGCUCCGUGAGUCCUGUGCAGGCAGAGCCUGGUGUCAGACCUGCUUCUGCCAGCCCGUUCCACUGUGAAGCCAGUCCUGCUUGUGAUUCAAUUAACCCUGCUCCCUCAAUAACCAGCCCAAGUCCUGGUCCUGUUAGUCCCGUGAAGCCAGAACAAGGUCCUGGACCUGAAGGGAUGUCUGAUGGCACCAUGGACACACUGAGCACAGAGGAGCAGCAGGAGGAGCAGCCUGAACACACAUCACAGGAGAGCCUAGCAGAGGAGCAGCCUGUGGAGAGGAGCGAGGGAGGAGAGGAACAAAACCAGAAGGUUCUGCCCAGUAGCUCCAGCGGUCUUAAAGGAGUCCAGGAGACUCAGUGCCCCGCCUCCCCCGUACCCACGCAGCAACCUGUGUCCUUCCCUUUGCCCUCAUCACCUCCAUCUGUGGGAGCUGGCUCCCUGGAGGCCUCCCCCCACCGUCACUCCCAGCCCACCAUUGUAGAGGGCCUCCCACAGGAGGAAAAGCUUCCCAGUGACUUUGGACAUACGGUGGGGCUGAAGGACCAAUCGCCUCUUUGUCACAUGACAUCAGAGUGUGAUGGGGGUCAGUCACAGAUCCUAUAUGAACCUGUUGCUUUGGUAACAGAACCCACCGAAGAUGAGCACCAAUCACAAGCUGAGCCUUCACAGGAGGAGGAUCUUUCUGAAACAGUUCAGCCGUCAGAUGGUCAGCCAAUCACUGAGGAGCACUCAGACAUGGAGGAGGAGCCAGUGAGCCCUGUGCUGGACUUGGACCCCUCUUUAGACAGAGAGGUGAUGGAGCUGAUGACAUCAUCGCCUCCCCCGUCCCUUCUGCACCUGUCCUCGCCAUCCUCAUCGCCGCUGCUGCGCAGAGGGAAGGGUCGCACCCUGAGGCCUCCUCCCUGCUCCCCCCGGCUGUCUGAUGACCUCUCCAUCCGCCUCAGACAGUCUCCCUUCUCCACUGAGGCCUCCCCAGAGACCUCCCCUGCAAGAGUGCCCAUCACGCCGCCGCCGCUCACCCCGCCUUUGCCUUCUCUCAGGACUUCCCCCCUAGCUAGAGAGUCUCCACCUCUCUCUAAGGCUCCUCCCACCACCGUGCUCUCCCUCACCCCAAAAAUCGGCAUGGGGAAGCCUGCCAUCUCUAAGAGGAAGUUCUCUCCUGGCAGAGCCCGGGUGAAACAGGGCACGUGUUGGAGUAGUCGCAGGGCGGUCAGCCCCCUCUCGUCCUCCCAGGAUUCCACGGGAGAGGGAGGGUGGGACCCUAAGCCCCGCCUGCAGGACUCCCUGCUCUGGAGCAUGAGAGUGGGUCGUGGUUCCGGGUUCCCGGGCAGGAGGAGGUCCAGAGGAGGCGGCAUCGGAGGAAGAGGGGGGAGAGGAAGAAGCCGACUGAAGACUCAGGACAGCGUGACUGUGUCACCGGGAGCUGCGUAUGUGGAGGCGUUCACAGCAAAGGAGGACGAGGAGAACUCGAUGCACAACACCGUGGUGAUGUUCUCCACGUCGGACCACUUCACCCUCAGACAGGACAUGUGUGUGGUGUGUGGCAGUUUCGGGCAGGGCGCUGAAGGUCGGCUGUUGGCGUGCUCUCAGUGUGGACAGUGUUACCAUCCUUACUGCGUCAACGUAAAGAUCACUCGGGUGAUUCUGACCAAAGGGUGGCGCUGUUUGGAGUGCACGGUGUGCGAAGCCUGCGGUGAGGCCAGCGACCCUGGACGACUGUUGCUAUGUGAUGACUGCGAUAUCAGUUACCAUACCUACUGCCUGGACCCGCCCCUCCUCACGGUGCCUAAAGGAGCCUGGAAGUGCAAAUGGUGUGUGUGGUGUGUGCAGUGUGGCUCCGCCUCCCCCGGGCUGCGCUGCGAGUGGCAGAGUAACUACAGCCUGUGCGGGCCGUGCUGCAGCCUAAGCCACUGUCCCGUCUGCCAGCGAGCGUACCUGCAGGACGACCUCAUCCUGCAGUGCCAGCAGUGCGACAGGUGGGUCCACGCUACGUGUCAGGGUCUGACCACUGAGGAGGACGUGGAGGCCGCUGCUGACGAAGGAUUUGACUGUUCGCUGUGCAGGACGCACGGACGCAGCCCCUACGGGAGGACGGAGUUGUUGGCGCCCUUCAUGGCUCAGAUCGUCUCCAGGAUCAGGGAACCCGACUCAAAGACGUACGCUCAGGACGGGGUCUGCCUGACCGAGUCGGGCCUGUCUCACCUGCAGUCUCUGGUCGAACCUCUGACGUCGCCGCGCAGGUGGCGCAGGUGUAAACCCAAACUGAAGCUGAGGAUCAUCAACCAGAACAGCGUGUCCGUCCUGCAGACUCCAGUGGACGCCGAGCUGGACCAUGGCAGAGCUCCGCUCGACUGCGAGAUGAAAUCUGACUCCAGCCCCGAACGAGAUCACGUCCAAGACGAUGACGUCACCAAGGAGCCCGAUGUCGCUGACGGCAACAAGAAGAGGAAACGGAAACCCUACAGGCCAGGUAUCGGCGGCUUCAUGGUGCGUCAGCGUGGCGCCAAGGCAGGGGUGGGUCCAAACCGCAUCAAGCUGUGCAGGAAGGAUUCGACGGAGAUGCUGCCGGGCCGGGAUGAAGACGUUGCCAUGGAAAUGGCACCCACGAUCACUGACCAGACAUCAGAGAAGUCGAAGAAGAGGUACAGGAAGAAGAAAACGAAGCUGGAGGAGACCUUUCCCUCUUACCUGCAGGAGGCAUUUUUUGGUCGAGAUCUUCUCGAUCGAAGCCGACAGGUGGACAGGGGGGCGGGGCCAGAAGCAGCAGCCAGUAGCCAACCAAGACCAGCGACAAGUAACCUGAAAGGCCCAACUCCUGGAUUUCAGGCCCCUCCCCUCUCUGGCGCCAGCACGAAGGUGGCAGCGCUGCCCGGGUCGGAUGGCGGUCUCGUGGAUCUGUCAGACAUCCUGAACACCGACCCUCACAUCCUCGCCACCGGACACACAGGUCAGUUCCAGGUGGAGCGCUCCCCGUCUCCAUUUGCAGGUCUGGACAUCAGCUCUGUGGCGCAUGAUGCCUCUUUGACUUCUGAGCCAAUGGGAAGCAGUGGGCGUGUCCAGAGGGCAAUGCAGGAAGAGCCUCUGGACGCCAUCUUGAGUCCUGAGCUUGAUAAGAUGGUCACUGAUGGUGCCAUCCUUAGCAAGCUCUACAAGAUCCCAGAGCUGGAGGGAAAGGACGUGGAGGAGGUGUUCACUGCUGUCCUCAGUCCAGACAGCAGCAACAGCCAAUCAGAGCAGAGUCAGCACACACAUGCGGCUGCUGGGAGCAAGAUGCACAACACAGGUGCCGUGCCGUUUCCUCGCCUCCCACUGAUGAACGGCCUCUCACCAGCUGCUCCUCCUAUGAUGCCCGGUGUCCAGGGUCCAGUCAGCUUUAGGGUCCUCCCUACCGAAAACCCCGCCCCCAUCCAGGGCCCCACCUCUGCAUUAGUUCCAGUCAAUCAGCAGGCUCCAGCUGGUGAGGGCGAGCAGGAUGCGCUGUCAACGGCUCAGAGGAGCACGCUGAAGUGGGAGAAGGAGGAGAGUCUGGGAGAGAUGGCCACCGUCGCUCCGGUGCUCUACUGCAACACCAACUUCCCCCAGCUUAAGCAGCAGUACCCAGACUGGCCCACCAGAGUGAAGCAGAUCACCAAGCUGUGGAGAAAGGCCAGCGCUCAGGACAGAGCCCCCUACGUGCAAAAAGCUCGGGACAAUCGAGCGGCUCAACGCAUCAACAAAGUGCAGCUGUCCAAUGACCCGCUCAAACGCCACCCGCCCUCACAGCAGCAGCUGUCCGCGCCGCUGGGACCCUUUGACACUGUUUCCAUGGAGAUAGAGAUGCCGUUCAAGGACCCGCUGAGGCCCAAGGAGUCGGAGCAGGAGCAGGAGUGGAAGUUCAGACAGCAAAUGCGUCAGAAGAGCAAGCAGCUCGCCAAGAUGGAGGCCACCCAGAAGUUGGAGCAGGUGAAGAAUGAGCAGCGGCAGCAGCAGCAGCUUCUGGCCAGCCAGCGCCUCUCAGGCCCCCAGUCGCCUGAAUCUGGCAGCCUCAGCCCCGUGUCCACCGGAGGAAGCGCCUCCCCUCACCCGGGUCUCAGGGAGGGUCAGCCCAGGCAGCACCUCCUGCAGGGAAGUUCUGGACCAGCGGACGACAUCUUCCUCCGGCCUCAAGCACCGCCCCCUUCUGGCUUUUCCUCACUCCCUCAAUCCCCACAUUCCUCCUCUCCCCUCCACCAGCCAGCAUCUUCCCCCCAGAUGUUCUCUCCCCCCUCCUCCCGCCCUUCCUCACCCUGGGACCCCUACAGUAAGGUUAUAGGCACUCCUCGGCCCUCCUCUUCCCAGUCUGGAGGCCCCGCAGCCUCCCAGCAGCAGCAUCACAGCUCCCUUAGCACCUCCCCAGCCCAUGAUGUCGUAGGCUCUCCUGCUCCAUCCCCCGACUCCAAAACACCUGACAUCUUCAGAAGCCUCGGGCCACAACCAGGUAACCCCACCCCCGACCCUUCAGUCAGACAUGCCGGCAUCCGAGUGGCCGAAGCCUACCAGAAGACGAACGUGCGAGUCCCUGCGCCCGAGUCAUGCAGUCGUCAACUGCUCCAGGGUGGUGUGUUUAAGGCCCCCAUGCCCCCUCAGCAAGAGGCAUUUGGUGGUGGAGGAGGAGCAGGGAGGAAGGACCUGUCAAGUUUUGCCCCCCCUCCUUCACAGGAGCCUCCCUUCCCCUCCAGCCCACUGUCAGGUCUGGGCUCCCCCCACCGUAGUCCCUACGCCCAAGCGCCCGGCACGCCCAGACCAGAUUACACUCAGCAGAUGUCCGACCCCUUCACCCAGCAGUCACCUAUGACCUCCCGGCCGUCUCCGGAUCCCUACACCAACCCUCAGACCCCUGGCACGCCGCGUCCCCACUCUGACCCCACAUACCUCACCACACCGCCUGCGCUGAGACCAGACCAGUACAACCAGCAAUCCAUGAGCCGCCGUCCGUCCCCCUCUCACCCAACCCUCGAUCCCUACGCCUCCAACCCGGGCACACCCCAUCCAGCUGUCAUCGACCGCUUCCCCCGAUCACCAGGGAGUCAGCGGGCCGGCGACCCCUACGCACAGCCCACAGGUACACCGCGACCCUCGCCGGAUCCCUACGCCCAGCAGCCCUCUACACCACGACCCCAGAAGACCCACGAGCCAUUCAGCCAAACCCCAGUCGAGAGCUUAGCUCCUCAGCCUGCAGCUUCCGCUUCAUCCCCUCUGGCUCCAGGAGACCCAGGGACCUUCACCCCAACGCCCCACCAGUUACAGCAGUCACCAGGAAGACAACAACAGGACUCAUUUCCCAGAACCCCCAGCAGCCACACCCCAAAGCACCCUGAGAUAUCAGAAGAGAGCUUCUCUGCUUUAGCCAGUCACACUCCGGGUCACGAUCCGUUUGAGCAGGGUCACAUGACACCAGGCCGAUCGCAAACCGACAAGACGGCAACCACUGAAAUGUCUGCUUUAGACGGGUCGAUGAGCGUGCUGCCUCAGCUUGGUGACUCAGGGGAGAAGCUGAGACAGCGUCAACGGCUUCGGGAGCUCAUCCUGAGACAGCAGCAGCAGAAGAGCACGUUACGUCAGGAGAAGGGUCUGCAGGAACCGGCUCCUGGACUUGCUGCACCCCCGGCUGCUCCGACAGGAUCCUCCCCUGGUUCUGGCACACCUCUUCACAACUGGUCGCAGGACGACUCCUCCAGCUCCACCUCCACCGCUUCCCCUGUCCAGACAGACCCAUUUGGGCGCCCUCCGCCCCCGUAUCCUGGCACGAUACGGCCUGCCGGGGCUCCAGCCCUGAGGUUCCCUGGAGGGUUCCCAGGAGAACAGCAGAGGGGUUUUGCGCCCACCGAGGCUUCUUUCCCCAGACAGAGUCUCCCCAGAGAGCUGGGUGUCCAAGGACCAGGAUCGAGGUUUGGAGCUCCAGCUGGCCUCCAUGACACUUUCCUGCGUGCACCCCUAGGAUCAACGCCUGCCUCUGGGCUCGGUGCUGUGGAGGUUCGUGUUCAGAUGAGGAGGCCAGUGCCCGGGGACUUCACCGCCAUCCGUCCCCACGGGACUCCAAACGCUCACCCGCACAUGAUGCAAGGUGUCCCCCAGCCCUUCCUCCCUCGCUCUCUCCCCAUCCAGCAGCACAGCAUCAUGGGACAGCCCUACAUUGAGCUUCGACAUCGCGCUCCAGAGAACCGCCUGAGGCUGCCCUUCUCUCUUCCUUCAGACCCCCACCCACCUGCCAUCAGACCUGGUCCUGGGGCCAGGAUGGGUGAGACGCUGAUGGCUCAGCAGAUGAUGAUGGCAGGCGCCGUGGAGCAGCUGAACCAGCAGGAUCCUCAGCAGCAGCACCUUGGCCACACGGCGGCUCUGACUCAGACCGGCGAGCCGGCACUCUCGGGAGCCGAUGGAAUCGAGGAGCACCUGGAAGGGGAGGACUCGGCUGUGAAGGACCUGGAGGAUGUAGAAGUGAAGGAUCUGGUUGACCUGAACCUGAACCUCGACCCUGAAGAUGGUAAAGAAGACCUGGACCUGGGUCCCAAUGACCUCCACCUCGAUGACUUCCUGCUGUCGGGGAAGUUUGACCUGAUCGCCUAUGCCGACCCUGAGCUCAACCUGGAGGACAAAAAGGACAUGUUCAACGAGGAGCUGGAUCUGGGCGAGCCAGCGGAGGAGAAGGAGAGCGGAGAGAGGAAGGAUGGAGUUUGUGGUUCUAGAAAGACCGACAGCAGCUCCCACCUGGUCGGACAGAUCAAACAGGAAGUGAGGGACGACAGCAAGACGGGGGCAGCUCAACCUGGGGUCCUCGCCACCAGCAAACCCCCGGGAGCUCUAGGACUUGAGGUUUCCUCUGUCCAUCACAUCAAGGAGAAGCUGGAGGACUCCGGUUCUGUUUCAGGGGCUUUGUCAUCCAUCAAGCCCCAGGAGCAGGUGCCAUCCAUGGGCAUGGUAUCCAGAGUUCAGCCCCCUGUGACCACAGGACAACAGCCUGUCUUCCAGCAGCAGCAGAGGCCUUUUGGGCCCCCCUCAUCCUCGCCUCAACUCACCCCCCACCCUCAGGCUGUCUCAGUGUCUCCUCACACCAGUCUGCCUCCUCAGGCCCCCCAAGGCCCGCCUCACCCACUGCCUCUCCAGCCUCCUCACCUCCUCCUUACCACUCAGACCGAACCUCCACAUAUGGGGACCUCCACGCAGAGCCAGACCCAGGUCCAGAACCAGAACAAACAAAGGCCUCUGCUUCUGGAGGAGCAGCCGCUUCUUUUGCAGGACCUCCUGGACCAAGAGCGGCAGGAGCAGCAGCAACAGAAACAGAUGCAGGCCCUGAUCAGACAGCGCUCCACCACAGACUCUGCGUUCCUUGGUGUGGACUUUGAUUCCAUUACAGACCCCAUCAUGAAGGCAAAGAUGGUGGCUUUGAAAGGCAUAAACAAAGUGAUGUCUCAGGGAAACCUGGGCCUGAAUCCCGUGGUCAUCAACAGGUUCCAGCAGCCUCCAGCAGCCCCAGGUCCCGAGGUCCCCCCUCAGCCUCCACACCUGGUAUUACAGGAGGGGACGGUGACCCCUCAGCUGGUGCAACCCAACCCCCCGAGCUUUGGCCCCGGGUUCAGCAAUGAGCCCAAGCGGCCGCAGUACGAGGACUGGCUCGGAGAGACGCAGCAGCUCCUGCAGAUGCAGCAGCGCCUCCUGGAGGAUAAGAUCGCUGCUCACCGCAAGACCAAGAAGGCUCUGUCAGCCAAACAGAGAACGGCCAAGAAGGCGGGCCGUGUCUUCGCAGAGGAGGACGCCGCCCAGCUACGCUACAUCAGCGAGCAGCAGGGAGUGGUCCAGAAGCAGCUAGAGCAGAUCCGGAAGCAGCAGAAGGACCACGCCGAGCUCAUCGAGGACUACCGGACCAAACAUCCUCAGAGGGGUCUGCAGCAGCAACCGGCACCCCCACUCCCUCAGAAGCUGCUCUCACAGCCCAUCGUGCCCCUGCAACCCCACCCAGGCGGCCCCGCACCGGCCCGUCUCCCAAAUGUGCCUCCCGGUUGGACUCCAGGGGGUGGGGCUCCAGGGGUGAUGGGGCAGAGGAUGCCGCCUCAUCAACCCCCUCAACUCCCCGCCGCCCUACCCAACAGCCCGCAAGUACCCCCACACACCCAGGCGCCCUCUGCUAUAGUGCCGGGCCUCGCAGCUCAGACGGCAGGCUUUACUGCCGCCUCCCGAGGCCCCACCGGAGGUCCCAAUGGAGCCACAGUGGAUGGAGCUGGCCCUGCCCCUCAGGUCAAGUUUGACGACAACAACCCGUUCAGCGAGGGUUUCCAGGAGAGGGAGAGGAGGGAGAGGCUGAGGGAGCAGCAGGAGAGGCAGCGAGUUCAGCUCAUGCAGGAGGUGGAGCGUCACCGCGUCCUGCAGCAGAGACUGGAGCUGGAGCAGCAGAGCCUCUUGGGGGCCUCCGUGCCUCCUGCCGCAACUCCGUCGGGUCCUCAGGUGGGACCGACAGCGGGUCCUGCCCCUGGAGGGGACGGUUUGUCUCAGAUGCCCUUUUUCAGCUCCGAGCUGCCCCAGGACUUCCUCCAGACCUCCAGACCUCGACCUCAGCACCACAGCCAGAUGGCAGUGACCUUUCCCCUGCAGGCGGGCCUCCGCCAAGGCUUCACGGCGAGGCCUCUACUCCCUGGAGCGCCCCCUGUUCCAACAGGUGAACCCCCCAUGAACGUGGCUCCUUCCAGCCUCCAGACCAGGCCGAGGCUGCCUGGCCUCACAGGACCCUCAGCCCCAGGGCAGGCACACCCAGCUGGGAUAGGAGCAGCAGGAAUGCCCUCCUCCCAUCCGGCAGGGCAGGGACAUCUAUUCGGACACGACUCCUCCUCUUCCUCUCCCUCCACUCCUCUGGCCACUUCCUUCCCCUGCUCCUCCUCUGGUGGCCCCGCCUCCCUCAUCCAGCUGUAUUCUGACAUCAUCCCGGACAAUAAACCGAAUAAGAAGAGGAGUAGGAAGAAGGACGGGGAGGAAGCCACAGGAGGAGGGGGGGCCAGGACGCCACUGUCCUCGCAAUCGGAUGACCUCACUGCCCCUCCCACCCCUGCUGUCUCUGACACUGCGUGCUCCACACCCACCUUUGGCAGCAUGGACCAAUCAGAGCUGUCUUUCCCUCAGAGCUCCUCCCUCUCUGGUCUGGCCCCAUCAUCAGAGCUGGAGAGGCAGCUGUCCAUCAUCUCUGCAGCCCAGCAGAGAGCCUCCGGGCUGGGCUCAGAGUGCCAGAGAGGGCCCCUGUCUGCUGCUCUGCUGAAGGUCAAGGAGGAGCGCGAGGAGGCCGCAGCCUGUGGAGCCAGGGUGGUGAAGAUGGAGGAGGGCCGGGCAGAGCCGUUCUCCCCCACGUCUCCUCAUCAGGCAGGCGAUGCAGGUAAGGAGCUGCUCAGACACCUGCUAAGGGACAAGACCUCCCCUGCCAACACGCCAUCGCCCAUCACCCAAGCUCCGCCUAUCGCCCGGCGACAGCUGUCCAGCGACGGCUGUCGAUCUGAAGAGGAAGAUGCACCUGGUUCCCAUGGCAACAUGGUGGUGAGGGACGGUCCUGCCUCAGAGCUGCUGGACGCCUUCGGCAGGAAGAAGACGCAACGCUGCAAGAGACCCGCCCGGCCCGACAAAGACAGAGCUCCUCCCAAGUACAAAAGGAAGAAGAAGGAGGAGGAGGAGAAGCUACUCCAAUCCUGCUCCACCUCUUCCUCCUCUGACCCAGUGGUGACACACCUCAGACAGCUGGCAGUGCUGCCCCUCAUGGAGCCGGUCCUGGGGGUGGAUCUCAGUCUGUUCCCCCCAUACGGCAGUUCCUCUCUGGGCCGAGACUCCAGGCUGAGCGGCUCCUUCGGCAACGCCUGCCUGGAUGGAGUCACCGACUACUACUCCCAGCUCAUAUACAAGCAGAACAACCUCAGUAACCCCCCCACUCCUCCGGCCUCCCUGCCACCGACGCCGCCUCCUGUUGCCAGGCAGAAACUGGUGAACGGUUUCGCCACGACAGAGGAGCUGACCAGGAAGGAGGUCGGCGAGCAGGAUGUGAAAGGUGUGUCUGCUCUGAAGCUGAAAGGGGAGGAGCUUCUCAAUUUAAACCAUCCCUCCAGGACAGUGGAUGUGCCUCCCUCCCUCCCAACCCCACCCCACAACAACCAGGAGGAGCUCAGGGUCCAGGACUCGUCAGAGCAAGAUGACCCCGACAGCUACAUUCCAUCGUCGUCCCCGGAGAGCGUGGCGGACAUAGAGAUCAGCCGGUACCCCGACCUGUCCUUCAUCAAGCUGGAGCCUCCCUCACCCUGCCCGUCGCCUACACUACCCAUGAUCCCCUGUGCUUGGGGGAAAGGCUCUGCAGUCAAACAGGAAGUGAAGACUGAGACCAACCAUCAGGGACUUCCUUCCUGCUCGAACACAGACCUGGUUACCAUAGCAAUAACCCUGAACCCCACUGCAGCCCAGAACGUUCCAGGAGUGAUGGCGGCGGUGGCGGAGCUGCUGCGGGUCCCCGUCCCUGUGAACUACCAGCUGAGCCGAGCGUCCGGUCCCGAGCAGAGCUCUCUGGCCCUGCUGGCGAGCGUGCAGGUGCCGCUGAUGCAGGGUUCAUCCGCCACAAAACAGAGAGCGGCCGCUACAGGAAACACAGGUGUCAGAAUGGACUUCAGCCAGCAGGGCGGCGCUGCCACCACCAGGCCUCAGUGCUGCAGCUACUGCAAGGUGUUGCUGGGAAACGGAGUCCGCAUUGUCAGGGAGCUCAAACAGGAGGGUCAGUCCGGACCCGGCUCCAGCUUGCUCUUCUGCAGUCCCAACUGCUCCACCCUCUACACCAACGACCUCCAGAGCAGGUCUGCAGGCACCAAGUCUGCAGUCCCUGUCCUGCUCUCCGGCUCCGAGUGCCCCCCUCCCACCAGGGUGCAGCACCAGUACACCAACAACAUGUCCUCCAUUGCCGUCCACGCCCUCCCCCGUGCUCCCUCCUCGCCUCCCCCGACAUCCUCCUCCACCCCACCUCUCUUCUUCCCAUCUGCCUCUGCCAUCACCAUGGAGACCAGGCCUCGCAUGGACAGCCUCAAGGUGAAGGUAAAGUUGAAGCCCCGCCCCCGGGCAGUCCCAGGUGAGGAGGACUCGCUGUCAUCGUGCCAUGGAAAGAGGAUGAAGAGUUCCCGCUGGCGACGCUGGAGUGUUAACAUCACACUGAGCAGGGGUACUUGCAUCUCUAAUGAGGCGGUUGCCUUGCCAACACAGGAUGAAGUGGACGAGCUGUUGAAGAACCUGGGGGCGUGUCUUCGUCCAGAACCAUUACCCAGAGACCAGCGCAGGUGCUGCUUCUGUCACCAGCAGGGCGAUGGCCAGACAGACGGACCGGCCAGGCUCCUGAACCUGGACUUGGAUCUGUGGGUGCACCUUAACUGCGCCCUGUGGUCCAGCGAGGUGUACGAGACUCAGGCGGGUGCGCUCAUCAACGUGGAGCUGGCUUUGAGGCGAGGACUGACGCUGCGCUGCGCUCACUGCCAGCAGACCGGCGCCACGAGCGGCUGCAACCGCCUCCGCUGCACCAACACCUACCACUUCACCUGCGCCUCGCAGGCCCAGUGCACCUUCUUCAAGGAUAAGACCAUGCUCUGCCACCUCCAUAAACCCAGGAUGGUUCCUCUCACCGGGGACAGGUCCUGCGGCAGCUCACCCUCCUCCACUCCCAGCUCUGCCCCUGACCCGGCGGCUGUGACGGCCUCUGACCCGUACGACUCAGAGCUGCGAUGCUUCGCGGUGUUCCGCCGAGUGUUCGUGCAGCGGGACGAGGCGCGCCAGAUCGCAGCCGUGGUGCAGCGUGGUGAGCGGCAGCACACCUUCAGGGUCGGCAGCCUGCUGUUCCGUGCCAUCGGCAGGCUCCUCCCACAGCAGAUGAGAACCUUCCACAACGAGACGGCCAUCUUCCCCGUCGGUUACCAUGCUAACCGUAUCUACUGGAGCAUGCGCCACAGCAACAGACGCUGUAAGUACAUGUGCUACAUCGAGGAGGAGGAGGGGCAGCCGCUGUUCAAGGUUAAGGUGGUGGAGAAAGGACACGAUGACCUCAUUCUGACCGGACCCACGCCCAAAGCUGUGUGGGAUCAGAUCCUGGAUCCCGUCUCCCAGAUGAGGACCUCCAGCGGGACUCUGAAGCUGUUCCCAGUUUACCUGAAAGGAGAAGAUCUGUUUGGUCUGACCACGUCUGCGGUGACCCGAAUCAUAGAGUCUUUACCUGGCGUGGAGGCCUGUGAGCGUUACACCUUUCGUUACGGCAGGAACCCCCUCAUGGAGUGGCCUCUGGCCUUCAACCCGUCAGGCUCCGCCCGUUCCGAACCCAAAGCCUGUCAGGCCAAAAGACCCUACCUGCUGGCCAGCAUCGCCCCCAGGUGUCAGGGCUCGGUGGGCUCCAUCGUGGGCCUCGUCCCCGGCGUCAUCUCUCUGUCUCCGGGCGAGUCCGUGGCCGGCGCUCACCAGGGACGCCACUCCAAGUCCUCGCAGUACCGCCGCAUGAAGGCUGAGUGGAAGAGCAAUGUGUACCUGGCACGCUCCCGCAUCCAGGGUCUCGGACUGUACGCUGCCAGAGACAUCGAGAAGUGCACCAUGGUCAUCGAAUACAUCGGGACCAUCAUCAGGAGUGAAGUAGCUAAUCGCAAGGAGAGGCUGUACGAAUCACAGAAUCGCGGCGUGUACAUGUUCCGGAUCGACAACGACUAUGUGAUCGACGCCACCAUCACCGGGGGACCCGCCAGGUACAUCAACCACUCAUGUGCUCCCAACUGUAUCACUGAGGUGGUGACUGUGGAGAAGGAGAACAAGAUCAUCAUCAGCUCCUGCAGACGCAUCCAGAGAGGAGAAGAGCUGUGCUACGACUACAAGUUCGACCUGGAGGACGAUCAGCAUAAGAUCCCGUGUCACUGCGGAGCCGUCAACUGCCGCAAAUGGAUGAACUGAACACACACACACACACACAGGCAGCUCGCUCUCUGUCGAUCGCCUCCCCUGUGGGCGGAGCUUAACUUCAUAUCAACACAGUGAUAAUAAUGAAAGUGAUUGCUUUGAUAACACAAGUAAUGAUAAUAAUAUUGAUGAUGGGGAUAACAGGUCAGGGUGGGGGUUAUAUAUGCGCAUGGGUGGGGUCAGAAGCUUGUUUCUGAGGGCGUAGCUGUGUUGGAGAGUGGGCGGGGCUUAAAGAGGCUGGUCCUCUGUGUAUAUUGUGUGUAAAAAUGAGCACAGAUGUAAAUUUGAGAUCAGAGAAUGUGUUGUCUUUAACUUGCACUAAAACACAAAAACAAGAAAAAUAGAGACUUUAUUCCCUGGCCCCGCCCACCCCACUCCUGCCCCGCCCACCUCCAUUUGUUAAUUUCCUGUAAAAUAAGAGUUUUUUUGUAUUUAUUACUGAAUGAAGCUAUUUUCUAAACCUGCGGUGCGUUCGAGGUCCGGCGUGGCGGUGUGUAAAUACGUGUACCAUAGAUGAGAGAAUUGCACACAGAGUUUAAGAAGCCCUCCACCAUCCUCACAACCGCCGAUCAGCUGCAGCGUUUCAAGUACAGUUUGUGUUGCUGACCCGGCACCGCAUCCCGAUUGGACGGACUGUGAAGCGAGUCGGGCAGGCGUCACCGCGGCCUUCAGGCGCCGAGUCCCGCUGCCGUGUACAUAGGAGACUGCUGAUGUGUACAGAGACGACACGAAGCCUUUUUUAUUAUUACUGGACGUAACCGUGACGAUGAAGAUGUUUGUUUUUGGGAAAUAUGGUGACUCUGAUUUAGAAUCAUUUACAGAAAAAUAAAAUAUUUUACAUGUUG
Molecule: messenger RNA, 20689 nt
Organism: Maylandia zebra (zebra mbuna)
Lineage: Eukaryota; Metazoa; Chordata; Actinopteri; Cichliformes; Cichlidae
Gene: kmt2ca
Product: lysine (K)-specific methyltransferase 2Ca
Biological process (GO): positive regulation of transcription by RNA polymerase II
Cellular component (GO): nucleus; MLL3/4 complex
Molecular function (GO): protein binding; transcription coactivator activity; histone H3K4 methyltransferase activity
Source: RefSeq, a predicted model, not a curated record